Messenger RNA from Micropterus dolomieu (smallmouth bass), 2981 nucleotides. It is a transcript of the gene pnpla2, whose product is annotated as patatin-like phospholipase domain containing 2. Gene Ontology annotation, cellular component: membrane; cytoplasm; lipid droplet. The transcript is spliced from 9 exons. Gene Ontology annotation, biological process: lipid homeostasis; triglyceride catabolic process; positive regulation of triglyceride catabolic process. Gene Ontology annotation, molecular function: triacylglycerol lipase activity. Bases 365 to 1891 code for a protein of 508 amino acids. Lineage: Eukaryota; Metazoa; Chordata; Actinopteri; Centrarchiformes; Centrarchidae. The record is from RefSeq and is a predicted model, not a curated record.
CCAGUGGUUCACCACGCGAUUUAGCUAUUUAACUAGCUUAGGGUUGUUUUAAUGAGAGCAUUGACUGACAGGGUUUAGCUAGGCUAGAGUAUAAAGGACUUGAUGCAUUUUUAAAUAGCUUAUGUGAAUUUAGCGACAUUACUUGCAACGACAAAAGUCACUUCUACCGUUAUAGUUAUCACAUACAGUAAAUUAUCCAGAGGACAGCACGUAAAGAGGCAUAACGUUAACUAACAACAUAUUAGCAGUGUUCAGCUUUAACAGGACGUUUCUUGUGUAGCCGUUAAUAUCUGUGUGUGAACGUUGUAUUAUCGUUUGCCAGCGACCUUAGCCCCACUUGACAGAGCAGCGGACGGUCACCGGUAUGUUUCCUUUAGACUCGCCGUGGAACAUCUCGUUUGCAGGUUGUGGUUUCCUCGGGAUAUACCAUGUUGGGGUCGCCAGCUGUCUGGUGGAACAGGCUCCCUUUCUGGUGCAAAACGCCAGGAACAUAUAUGGGGCUUCGGCCGGAGCUCUAACCGCCACUACCCUGGUCACCGGAGUAUGUCUUGGAGAGACUGGAGCAAGUAUCAUCGAUGUUGCCAAAGAGGCGAGAAAGCGGUUCCUCGGACCCAUGCAUCCUUCCUUUAACCUGGUGAAGAUCAUGCGUCACAUGCUGGGGCGCACGCUGCCAGCUGAUUGCCACCUUCGGGCCAAUGGGCGUUUAGCAAUCUCUCUUACUCGAGUGACAGAUGGAGAAAAUGUCCUGGUAUCGCACUUCAACACCAAGGAGGAGGUGGUGCAGGCAUGCAUCUGCAGUGCCUACAUCCCAGUGUAUUGUGGCCUCAUUCCUCCCAUGCUGCAAGGAGUGCGAUAUGUAGACGGAGGAAUCUCAGACAACCUGCCUCAGUAUAAUAAUACCAUCACCGUGUCCCCAUUCUCUGGAGAGAGCGACAUUUGCCCCCGAGACACCUCGACCAACCUACACGAGCUGCGAUUCACCAACACAAGCAUCCAGUUCACUCUCACCAACCUCUACAGAGUCUCCAGGGCACUUUUCCCUCCAGACCCAAUGGUGUUGAAGGCCAUGUGUAAGCAGGGAUAUAAAGAUGCUCUCCACUUUCUGAAGAAGAAUGGAUUGCUUCAUUUGAACGGACCUCACAGAGACAGACCCCUGCUAGCCAAUGGUGAAGAAAAUAAGUAUUAUAAUGAGGAGGAGGAGCACAAAAAAUGUGAUGAAGAGGAGAUGAAGCCACAUGUGGAAGAGGCAGCAGUGAUGGUUUGUUGCAGUUCCUCAAUAGAGGAGCAUAUCUUCGAACACCUUCCACCCAACCUGCACAGAGCUCUAGUUGAGGCCUGCAUGGAGAGGAGGAGCUUGGUGCAGUCUCUAAGCAACAUGCUUCCUGUCAGGAUGGCCUCCGCCAUGAUGCUUCCCUACACUCUCCCUCUGGAGUCUGCUAUGUCUUUGACUGUCAGACUUCUGGAGUGGCUGCCAGAUGUGCAAGAUGAUGUUGAGUGGAUUCGAGAGCAGGUUUCAAAAAUCCUACAGCAUGUUUUUCGCCAGACCUCCAAAAGCAUUUCCCGAAGUGUAUCUGCCAGGUUUUCCUGGCACCUGGAGCUGCAACGCUACCAGUCCAUCCAAUCCCAGAUCAGCUCCACCACCCUGAUGCCCACCUGGGUGAAUGGGAGCAGUUCUUCACUCCUGGAUGUCUUUGUGCGUCUUGACCAGUACAAGAAGCAGCUGUUGUCUGGGGUGCUGUGUAUCAACAUGGACAUGCAAAGCUCCUUCAAAACUGCAAAGAUGUUACCAGAUAAGAGCCCUCCAUCCGUCCUCUCCUCAGAAGGCCUCACAAUGCAUUGUCUUAAUAGUCCACCUGCUGAAGACUCUGCAGAAGCCAUCAGCAGCUCCUAAGAGCUUUUGACAGGUUUCUGCUGCAGAUGGUGCAGCACUGAGGUUCAAACUUACUUAUUCUAGAUCCGGGAACAUUUUAAAAUAAUUUAAAUCAGAUUUUUAUAUCUGUUUACACCCUUACACUUCAAUAUUUCUAAGCUGCCAGAAAGACAGUUGUAAUUUAAUCAGCCCCUUUGUGUAUUAGUUGGAAAAAGUUUGUACACUUCUUUUUGACUAAUGUAUGACACUGAAAUAAGUUUUUAGCUACAGUAUAAUCGGGCGAGCCCAUAGACACACUAUGCCUGUAGGUCUGCACAAGUGCACUUCAGUCAUGUAAAACUCGAAUUACAGGACGUUCUAAACUGCAGUGCACACUUGAAGUAGCGUGGUUAAACUAGAGUGUUCAGGUUUUUAGUGGAAUGUAGUCAGACCCGUAGUUAAGCACAGUGUUUCUGCUGCAUCCGGUUAUGGGCUCUUAGUCACUUCUGCCACACAGGAAGGGAAGGAUUGGAGCAAAAAAACGUAGAUGCACCAGUCUGUUUGUUACAGAUAGUUACUCCAUUUAUUUGAUGCAAGCGUCAUUGCAGUAUUGUUAAAAAAUGUAUUGUCUUUAUGUUUCUAGGUUUCUAUGAAUGUGUUACGUCUAUAAGAUUAUUUAUAUGUAAAAUACAAAACUACUUUGCUCUGUUGCCCCAAUCAUAUAUACUUAUUUCUAUCAUCUUGUUGUACUUCCAUGCAAGUUACAACUCCUUUUAGAUUUCAUUUUAAAUCUACGUUGUAUUGAAUUUCAGCUUGAAACUAUUUAAAUGAGUCUAUGGUUUUGAUCUUAUGAUACAAAUGUUACAUUUCAAUGCACAGUAAAUCAUUAGAUCAUUAGAUUAUCACUUUAAUCUGAAUUGCGCUUUUCACUGUAUGCAGAGGUACUUAGACAUGUUUAAAUACUUCUCUUGUACUGUUUACUACAAGAAAUUCAAACUGUGUGAACAAGCCCCAAGUUGUGCCUUACACUUACACAUGAAAUAAUUGCCACGUGAAUUUAACAUAUUGUCAAAAUGUUGCAGGGAAUAAUAUGUAUGUGAUCAUGAAAUAAACUGGUGUUGUUUAACAUUAA